AUGAAAACACGUUUAUUGGGAUAUUUUGCUCAAAGCCAGAGAUAUACCAGAAAUGAUAGGAAAAAGUUUCGUGAAUUUAUGAGAAGCUCACAGUUUUAUCUGCGAUUAGCCAAUGGUUUGCCUAAUCGUACACUGAAUAGUAUAUAUAGAAAUGCAAGGAUUAGAUUUCAUUCAUUGAAAUAUAAGAAAGAUUUAUCCGAUGAUAUUAUUAAUAAUAUGAAACAUUAUUAUCUAAUAUUUGGUAAAAAAUGGACAAAAAUUGCCGAAAAUUUUAUGUGUUAUCCGGAUACUUUAAAGGAGCAUUAUAGAUUGAAUUACAAUAAAAAUGGUGAACCAUAUGAUAUGGGAAACUGGAGUUUAGAUGAAGACAAACAACUAUUGGAUGCAAUGAGACGAGUACUGAACACCGAUGAUCUCAAACAACAUAUUUAUACCAAACAAUUACCGUUUAAUCAAAUUAUAGAUGAAAUUGAUAUUAAUAGGAGUUACUAUCAAAUACGUAACCAUUGGUUAGGAAAACUUCGGUGGUCAAUAGCCCAAUGGGAUCAAUUAGAGGACAGUUGGACACAAAAAGACACCGCACGACUCAUAUAUUGUUUGUUUAAAUAUGAAUUCACAGACGAGUCAACCAUCGAUUGGGACGAAAUUAAGGAAAAGUUUGUAAACAUUUCAUCGUUUAAUUCAUUGAUGAAAAACUGGCGUUUAAUUAAACAAACGGUUCCCUCAUUUGAAUGUAAAUCUUAUAAAGAGAUUAUUGAUUUUCUUUACGACAACUUUUUGCCGCAAUUUAUAAGAAAUAGUGAUAAAGGUAUUGACUAUUUGAAAGAGUUUGAAAUCUUUUUCAAUGAGUAA
Oppia nitens is the source of this 852-nucleotide messenger RNA. Its product is annotated as cyclin-D-binding Myb-like transcription factor 1. Bases 1 to 852 code for a protein of 283 amino acids. Gene Ontology annotation, cellular component: nucleus. The transcript has a single exon. The record is from RefSeq and is a predicted model, not a curated record. Lineage: Eukaryota; Metazoa; Arthropoda; Arachnida; Sarcoptiformes; Oppiidae. Gene Ontology annotation, molecular function: RNA polymerase II cis-regulatory region sequence-specific DNA binding; DNA-binding transcription factor activity, RNA polymerase II-specific. Gene Ontology annotation, biological process: regulation of transcription by RNA polymerase II.